Messenger RNA from Talaromyces marneffei, 954 nucleotides. RefSeq lists its product as uncharacterized. Bases 1 to 954 code for a protein of 317 amino acids. Gene Ontology annotation, molecular function: heme binding; electron transfer activity. Lineage: Eukaryota; Fungi; Ascomycota; Eurotiomycetes; Eurotiales; Trichocomaceae. The transcript has 5 exons. The record is from RefSeq and is a predicted model, not a curated record. Gene Ontology annotation, biological process: mitochondrial electron transport, ubiquinol to cytochrome c.
AUGCUGGCUCGUUCGCUUCUUCGUGCUGCGCCCGCGCGGGCCACCGCACGCCAGACCCUUCGUCAGAACUCGCGUGCCUCGUCCACAUCCUCCGGUGCUGAGAACGCGAGCUCUCCGUUCUAUCUGACUGCGACCGCUACCGUUGCAACCGCUGCCACCAUCGCAACCACCGCGUGGUACUACCACUUGUACGGCCAGCAGGCGUUUGCCAUGACACCUGCUGAGGAGGGAUUGCACCCAUCUAAGUACCCAUGGGAACACGCCAAAUGGAACAAGACCUUCGACCACCAAGCUCUCCGCCGUGGUUUCCAGGUCUACCGUGAAGUCUGCGCCAGCUGCCACUCCCUUACCCGUGUGCCAUGGCGUGACUUUGUCGGUGUUAUGCACACCGUCGACGAAAUGAAGGCCAUGGCCGAGGAACAAGAAUACGACACAGAGCCCAACGACGAGGGCGAAAUCGAGAAGCGUCCCGGAAAGCUUUCUGACUACAUGCCCGCUCCCUACAAGAACGACGAGGCCGCUCGUGCUGCCAACAACGGUGCUCUUCCUCCCGAUCUGAGUUUGAUUGUCAAGGCUCGUCACGGUGGCUGCGACUACAUCUUCUCUCUUCUUACCGGCUACCCUGAUGAGCCCCCUGCUGGUGCUUCUGUCCAGGAGGGCUUGAACUUCAACCCUUACUUCCCUGGUACCGGUAUUGCUAUGGCUCGUGUCCUCUUUGACGGCUUGGUCGAAUACGAAGACGGCACCCCCGCCACCACCUCCCAAAUGGCCAAGGACGUUGUCGAAUUCUUGAACUGGGCCGCCGAGCCCGAGAUGGACGAGCGUAAGAAGAUGGGUAUGAAGGCUCUCGCUCUUUCUGCCGGUUUGUUCGCCAUCAGCGUGUGGGUCAAGCGAUACAAGUGGGCUGCCAUCAAGGCCAGAAAGAUUGUCUACAACCCGCCCGUGCGACGUUAA